Closterium sp. Naga37s-1 is the source of this 3297-nucleotide messenger RNA. The record is from the annotation of a GenBank genome assembly. NCBI's taxonomy places the organism in Eukaryota, Viridiplantae, Streptophyta, Zygnematophyceae, Desmidiales, Closteriaceae.
AUGGGAAGCAACGUUCUAUCAGCUCACUACCUUUCCCCUGCUCAUUCUGCGAACUGCACUGAACCGCACACCACACCUCUCACUCCUGCUCCUGCUGCUGCUCCCGCUCCUGUCGCUCCCACUCUUGCCUCUGCUGCUGUUGCCAGUGGUAACUUGUAUAGUCAUGGUGCUUUGGAUCCUGCUACUCAACAGAGUGAACCACACACUGAAUCACUGCCACCACCAACACAGCAAUCCCCCUCACUGCCACCAUCCUGCCAUCAGCCACCUCUCUCGGACCCCUCUCUCCUCCGCCUGUGUCAUGCCCUCAUGGCGGUCAACGAGCAGGAACGAUUGACUCCACAAGUGCGUGAUGCAUCACAUAAACCAGAGGGAGAGCCAGCAGGACGUAAACCAGAGGGAGCAGCAGCAGCAGAAGCAGCACAAGUAACAGCGGGGCAGGGGAAACCAAUUAUGAGAGGAGAUACAAUGGGCCAAGAGAAGGGGAUGACAUGUGUAGAGGAGGAAACAGUGGGGCAACAGCAGGGGUUGGAGGCUGGAGGGAAGGACAGAGGGAAGGAGAGGGGGAAGGAGAGGGGGAAGGAGAGGGGGUACGAGGCUCCAUUGCUUAUCAGAGACUUGCAAGCAGAAAGUGGAGCCUAUUCAACAGGGGGAGGGGAGAGGGAAAGCUGCUUGGAAGAAGGGGGCUACUAUUCCUUUCCUCCCCCACACUUUAGGUACGCCUACCCCCCUCCAUCUGCUCCCACCAUCAUCAACAUUGCUUUCGCGCUCAUCGCCACUCCCCGCCUAUACACACAGACGUCUCAAAACCUCCCUUCCUCUCCCUGUCCCUCCAAUUUUGAGACGUCUCAAAACCUCCCUUCCUCUCCCUGUCCCUCCAAUUUUGAGACGUCUCAAAACCUCCCUUCCUCUCCCUGUCCCUCCAAUUUUGAGACGUCUCAAAACCUCCCUUCCUCUCCCUGUCCCUCCAAUUUUGAGACGUCUCAAAACCUCCCUUCCUCUCCCUGUCCCUCCAAUUUUGAGACGUCUCAAAACCUCCCUUCAUCUCCCUGUCCCUCCAAUUUUGAGACGUCUCAAAACCUCCCUUCCUCUCCCUGUCCCUCCAAUUUUGAGACGUCUCAAAACCUCCCUUCCUCUCCCUGUCCCUCCAAUUUUGAGACAUCUCAAAACCUCCCUUCCUCUCCCUGUGCUUCAUCUGAUGAACAAGAUGAGCCUGCCUCCCCCCUUCGGCCCGGUCAUCCUCCCCCAAUCCUUGCACCCCACCGCACUACAGCCCACCGCACUACACCCCACUGCACCGCAGCCGUCGCCACAAUCCCCAUGCCCAACCGACGCACCACAUCAGCCCAGCCCAUCCAACCCACCACCUCCUGCCUCCUCCCACUCCACCUCUUUCCAAAGCCCAACAACCGCCCCUACCCAAGUGCCCCAACCAUCCCACCCAUCUCAAGCACUCCACCCAUCCCAACCAUCCCACCCAUCCCAACCAUCCCACCCACCCCAACUACCUUAUCCCCAACCCCAGCCACCUCAACCAUCCCACCCGCCCCAACUACCUUAUCCCCAACCCCACCCAACCCAACCAUCCCACUCAUUGCAAUGGCGCCCUCCCCACCCCCCAUCCAGCCCCGCCCUGCCCUCGCUCCCUUUCCCCCCCAUCCCUCCUUUGCCACCAGACCCCCCUCCCUGACGCCUCUUCCUCCCCAUCCUCCGCCUUUCCGUCACCCAACUCUUCUUCCCCCCUCUCCCUACUCUCCCGCGCUCUCUCCCUUCCCUCCACCGCCCAUCCACCGUCCACUCACCCCUCCCUCUCAUACCCCCUUUCCCUCUCAUGCCCCCUCUCCCUCUCUCGCCCCCCCUCCCUAUUUCGCCCCUCCUCCCUCUCUCGCCCCUCCUCCCUCCAAUGCCACCUCCACUCCAUCCCAUGCAAGUGCCAUUUCACCUCAAAGCACCCUUCCGCCCUCCACUGCUGUCAAUGCCCCGCCCUCCUCCUCCCACCCCACCACAAGUCCCCUUGAGACGCCCUCGCAGCCCAUUAGAGCACAGUCGCCCCUACCAGCAGCAGCUACAGCAGCCUCCACCCCAUCAGAUGCUAGUCUUGGGUUGUGGGUCCUGGACUCUACGCAUAAAGCGCCGCAGACAAUGAUUUCCAGUGCACAAUCACCUCUGCCAGCACCACCAGCAGCUGCAGCAGCUACUGAUGUAUUGGAUGCAAGUCCUGGGACACGUGUGCUGAAUUCGCCUCUGAACGGGCCAAAGGCAGAAGCAAGAGAGGGGGGCGGAGCUUUCACGAGGAACGGAGUGGGAGGAGAGGUGGAGGAGGAGGAAGAGGAGGAGGAGGGAGGGGAAGGGGGUGAGUGGGAGGAGGGCGAGGAGAAGAGACUGGAGAGGGCUGGAAUCCAGCUGCGUCCAGAGAGGAAGAAGAAGCAGCGAACAAGUCUAGAGCACGAGAGAAGGGUGGCUGAAAGAAGUGCUGAAGUGACAGGCCAGGAGGUUAUGGUGUCACUGACAUUCCAAGGUGCUGUGAAUGCGGGGGAACACAAGGAGGGUGGCUCAGUGACGGAGGGAGAUUUAGAUUCGGCAGUGUUGGAGGGGGGUGAUUUUGAGAAUUCUCUCAAGCACCCUGCGAUGACAAUGGGGAGACGAAAGGAGGGUGGCUCAGUGACGGAGGGAGAUUUAGAUUCGGCAGUGUCGGAGGGAUGGCGGCAGGAUGGAGGUGGUUUCGAGGAGGGAGGGAUAAAAUACACGCAUGGGCACAAGGAGAGCCGGAAAUUCGACGAGGAGGAAACCAAGACGAAGGCAGAGAAAGGGGGUGUGGGGAAAAGGGAGAGGACAAUCGUGGGGGAGAAGCGGGGUGAUAGAGAGACGUGCAGUUUGGCAGAUGGUGUGGAGAGGGAGAGAGAGGUGAGGCGUGAGGAGUAUUUGGGAGGUGAGGGGAGUGAGGAGAAUCUGAGGGAGGACGAGAGUGAGGUGAGGGCUACUUUAGAGGAGUUGAGGAGGCAGCAGCUGACAGGGGAGCAGCUGCUGGAGUGUGCAGCGUAUAAGAACUACAAGAGGGGCGAGCCAUGUACAACGCUGUACAUAAAGAACAUCGCCAAGGCUGCCACCACCACUGACCUCUUUCGGAUCUUUGGUUUUGCGCGCCCACCGGCGAGCGUUCGCACUCAGCUGGCGAAGAUUGAGAAGAACGACGUGUUCCUGGGAACGUACCAGGGGUCGCUGUACGCUGAGCUGGACCACGUGGACGGCGCCGACAAGAUGUCUGACGGCUAUGCCUACAUGGCAAUCUACAAGUAA